Messenger RNA from Eutrema salsugineum, 1872 nucleotides. RefSeq names its product xylogalacturonan beta-1,3-xylosyltransferase. Gene Ontology annotation, molecular function: glycosyltransferase activity. Bases 129 to 1739 code for a protein of 536 amino acids. The record is from RefSeq and is a predicted model, not a curated record. Lineage: Eukaryota; Viridiplantae; Streptophyta; Magnoliopsida; Brassicales; Brassicaceae. The transcript has 4 exons.
GUGUCUUCCUCUUGAGAGUAAAGAAUCAAAAAAAAAAAAAAAACAUAUCUCAUGGCUGCUCUUGUGUCUUCCUCUUGAGACUAAGGAAUCCAAGAAAAAGAGAAAGAGAGAGAGAGAGAAACAUAUCCAUGUCCGGUCCAAGAUCAACCAUGGCUGCUCCAAGAUCAAGAAUAUGCUCUCUUUCUCUGUUAACCCUUUUCUCAAUCUCUCUUAUUCUGAUUUCUCUUUCACUUUUUGUCUAUACAAAGCCCUCUAAUAAGCCUUUCAUCGAUUACAGAAACCAAUUUUCUGUCUCUGUCUCUUUCACUCCUCCUUCUCUGUCGCCACUCGAACAAAGCAACUCUACAAACAAUACUCAUGCUUCAGUCUCUUCUUCUUCUCCUCCUAUGUCUCUUGUGGAACAAAGCAACUCAACAAACAAUACUCUUGCUUCAAUCUUUUCUCCUUCUCCUAUGUCUCUUCUUGGACAGAGCAAGACAACAAACACUACUAUUUCUUCAGUCUCUUUCUCUUCUUCUUUCUCUGAUCCAGGUAACCGAAAGAAGUCUCCAAGUCCUACAAGUAAAAGAAUUGUUAUCAGGAAAAGAAGUGGGUUGGAUAAAAUAGAAGCAGAGCUGGCAAAAUCAAGAGCAGCAAUUAAGAAGGCAGCUUUGACACAAAAUUAUCGCAGCUCUCUCUACAAAAAUCCAGCCGCCUUUCAUCAGAGCCAUGCAGAAAUGAUGAAUCGUUUUAAGGUGUGGACAUACACAGAGGGAGAGCCCCCAUUGUUCCAUGAUGGCCCUGUUAAUGACAUUUAUGGUAUAGAAGGACAAUUCAUGGACGAAAUGUGUUUGGAGGGCCCAAAAAGAAGCCGUUUUCGGGCAGAUCACCCUGAUAAUGCUCACGUCUUCUUCCUCCCAUUUAGCGUCGCCAAGGUCAUCCACUUCGUCUACAAGCCCAUCAACUCUGUCGAAGGAUUUUCUCGUGCCCGCCUACACCGCCUUAUAGAGGAUUACGUUGAUGUAGUUGCUACUAAGUAUCCUUACUGGAACAAAAGCCAGGGAGGCGACCAUUUCAUGGUAUCAUGCCAUGACUGGGCACCAGACGUGAUCGAUGGGAAUCCAAAGUUGUUCGAAAAAUUCAUAAGGGGACUUUGCAAUGCUAACACCUCGGAAGGAUUCAGGCCGAGCAUAGACGUAUCCAUUCCAGAGAUCUACCUUCCAAAAGGUAAAUUGGGUCCAUCUUUUCUUGGGAAAUCACCGAGAGUUCGAUCUAUACUAGCGUUUUUUGCUGGAAGAACACACGGCGAGAUCCGGAAAAUCUUAUUUAAACACUGGAAAGAAAAGGACAGUGAAGUACAAGUUUAUGAACGUCUUCCCCCAGGAAAAGAUUAUACAAAAUUAAUGGGAAUGAGCAAGUUUUGUCUAUGCCCGAGUGGUUGGGAGGUCGCUAGCCCAAGGGAAGUUGAGGCCAUAUACGCUGGUUGUGUACCCGUGAUCAUAUCAGAUAAUUAUUCAUUACCAUUUAGUGAUGUGCUUAAUUGGGACUCCUUCUCCAUACAAAUCCCUGUUUCUAGGAUAAGUGAGAUCAAAACGAUUCUAGAGACUGUCUCUCUUGUAAGAUACUUGAAGAUGUAUAAGCGAGUCUUAGAAGUGAAGCGGCAUUUCGUGUUGAAUCGUCCAGCUCAGCCCUACGAUGUGAUGCAUAUGAUGCUUCACUCUAUCUGGUUAAGAAGACUUAAUCUUAGGCUUAUUGCAUAAAAUGAAGCUUUUUUUUUUUUACAAACAUAGUUUGAAUGUCUAUAAAUAGACAGAUUUCCCUCUUGUAUAUACACAAGAAUGAACACAAGAUCAAAGAGUUUCAUAUUAAUUAAUAAGAUGAACUUGAUAGAAU